This is a messenger RNA of Arabis nemorensis, 336 nucleotides long. The record is from the annotation of a GenBank genome assembly. Lineage: Eukaryota; Viridiplantae; Streptophyta; Magnoliopsida; Brassicales; Brassicaceae.
AUGGCGACAGAGCAGAGCGGAGUAGGAAGUCAGGAGAGCCAACCAAACCAAGUGGCUCCUGGUUUUGUAGGAGCAAUUGAAGAACAAUACAAGAAACUCAGAGAUCAUGCAGAAGCUUAUCCAUAUGUGUGGGGUUCUUACAUUGUUGUCUACGGCGGUCUUUUCCUUUGGACAGGUUAUCGAUGGAGAAAGCUGAGGAGAACUGAGGAUCGAGUUCGUGGUCUUCAGGAAAAACUUCGGAAACUCGUUGAAGAUGAACAAUCAGCUGUAACAGCUUCUAAAUCUGCUCAAUCAAUCGACAAGUCUUCUUCAGUUUCUGACAAGACAAUGCCUUAA